Mandrillus leucophaeus (drill) is the source of this 2053-nucleotide messenger RNA. Its product is annotated as dynein heavy chain 6, axonemal-like. The transcript has 14 exons. Gene Ontology annotation, biological process: microtubule-based movement. Gene Ontology annotation, molecular function: dynein light intermediate chain binding; dynein intermediate chain binding; minus-end-directed microtubule motor activity. Lineage: Eukaryota; Metazoa; Chordata; Mammalia; Primates; Cercopithecidae. Gene Ontology annotation, cellular component: dynein complex. The coding region runs from base 66 to 1868 and encodes 600 amino acids. The record is from RefSeq and is a predicted model, not a curated record.
CUCUUGAAGAUAGAAGAUGGUUGGGUCUUAUUUUUUUAUCCAACUUGCUACUCUGUGCCUCUUAAAUGGGGUGUUUAGACCACUUAUAUCCAAGGGUGCAGUCAAUUUCACUGGGGCAAGGACAGGGACCUAUUGCUGAAAAAAUGAUCAAAGAUGCAAUGAAAUCAGGAAACUGGGUAUUUUUGCAAAACUGCCAUCUUGCUGUUUCUUGGAUGUUGGCAAUGGAAGAGCUCAUUAAAACCUUCACAGAUCCAGAUAGUGCUAUCAAGGACACUUUUCGACUUUUUUUAAGCUCCAUGCCUAGUAAUACAUUUCCUGUUACAGUUCUUCAAAAUUCUGUCAAGGUGACCAAUGAGCCUCCAAAAGGCUUACGUGCAAAUAUCAGACGAGCAUUUACUGAAAUGACACCUUCGUUUUUUGAAGAAAAUAUACUUGGAAAAAAAUGGAGGCAAAUAAUAUUUGGCAUUUGUUUCUUCCAUGCGAUUAUUCAGGAGAGAAAGAAGUUUGGUCCUCUUGGUUGGAAUAUCUGCUAUGAAUUUAAUGACAGUGACAGGGAAUGUGCUUUACUGAACCUCAACCUCUAUUGUAAAGAAGGAAAGAUUCCCUGGGAUGCACUGAUUUAUAUUACUGGUGAAAUUACCUAUGGUGGUAGAGUUACAGACAGCUGGGAUCAAAGAUGCCUUCGUACUAUCUUGAAAAGAUUUUUUUCUCCUGAAACAUUAGAAGAAGAUUAUAAAUACUCUGAAUCAGGUAUCUAUUUUGCACCCAUGGCUGACAGCCUACAAGAGUUUAAGGACUACAUUGAAAAUCUGCCUUUGAUCGAUGACCCAGAAAUUUUUGGAAUGCAUGAAAAUGCCAAUCUAGUCUUUCAGUACAAAGAGACCAACACUUUAAUCAACACCAUACUUGAGGUUCAGCCAAGGUCAUCUACUGGUGGAGAGGGAAAAAGCAAUGACGAAAUUGUUCAAGAACUUGUUGCUUCCGUCCGGGCCAGAGUUCCAGAAAAACUGGAAAUGGAGGGUGCUUCUGAGGGCCUUUUCGUCAAGGAUCCUCAAGGACGCCUGAACUCCUUGACCACUGUUCUUGGACAGGAAGUGGACCGGUUUAACAAUCUGCUGAAGUUAAUUCACACUUCUCUGGAAACACUCAACAAAGCCAUCGCUGGAUUCGUAGUGAUGUCUGAAGAAAUGGAAAAAGUGUAUAACAGUUUCCUCAACAACCAGGUUCCCGCUCUGUGGUCCAACACAGCCUACCCAUCCCUGAAGCCACUAGGGUCGUGGGUCAAAGACCUUAUCCUGAGGACCUCAUUUGUGGAUUUGUGGCUCAAAAGAGGACAGCCUAAGUCCUACUGGAUCUCCGGUUUCUUCUUUCCUCAAGGAUUUCUAACAGGAACUCUUCAAAAUCAUGCUCGAAAAUACAAUUUGCCUAUAGAUGAGCUAAGUUUCAGAUACAACAUAAUUCCCACCUAUCGGGAUCAAGCUGCAGUGAUAGAAGCUGCCAAGACAGUGCAAUUUGGACAAGAACUGCCCAUGGACAUGGAGUUGCCCUCUCCUGAGGAUGGUGUUCUUGUUCAUGGGAUGUUCAUGGAUGCUUCUCGAUGGGAUGAUAAGGAAAUGGUGGUAGAGGACGCAUUGCCCGGACAGAUGAAUCCAAUGCUGCCUGUGGUGCAUUUUGAACCACAACAAAAUUAUGAGCCAAGCCCAACACUUUACCACUCCCCACUUUAUAAAACAGGAGCCCGGGCAGGAACACUCUCAACCACAGGGCAUUCAACCAACUUUGUGGUAACCGUCCUCUUACCCUCCAAGCGGUCCAAAGACUACUGGAUUGCCAAGGGAUCAGCUUUGCUCUGCCAGCUGAGUGAAUGAAAAGGUGCCACCUCAGCACUAAAAGAGAACCAGGUCCGAGAUCUUUCCUAAUGGGAGCAAAAGAUUUGAAUAACUUAUAUGUGAGCAAAAAGGUGUUAAUUCUGAUUUGACUUAAAGGUAUUAAGUGUGACUUUUAUUUCUCUUAUGUCCUUAAAAUAAAGUGUUUGAGUUCUUUCUGUUGGCAA